AUGGGUGAGCGCUGCCCGGGGACCCCGCGCACGGCCCGGAGGGGACGCGGAGCGCCCGGCACGGCCGGUGCCGCCGGGAGGGGUCCCCGAGGCUCGGGGGGCGCGGGCAGGGGGCGCGGGGGGCUCCGCGUGGCCGCCCUCAGCCUCGCCCUCCUCUUCCUCCGCGCAGAGGCCGAAGGCUUCGCCCUCUGCCACGCGCCCGCGCUGCAGACCAAGGUGUUCCAGUACCGGCUGUGGGACGUGAACCAGCGCUCGCUGUACCUGCGCGAUGACCAGCUGGUGGCCGGGCACCUGCAGGGCGCCAACGCCGCGCUGGAAGAGAAAGUGUUCUGGGUGCCCAACCGAGCCCUGGAGCCCGCGCGGCUGCCGGUGAUCCUGGGGAUCCGGAGCGGCUCCCGCUGCCUCCGCACCGAGCGCGGCCCCGCCGGAGAGCCCCGGCUGCGGCUGCAGGACGUGGACAUCCGGGAGCUGCCCCGCGCCGGUGACAGCGCGGCCGCCUUCACCUUCUUCCGCUCCUACCGGGACGGGCUGUGGCGCUUCGAGUCGGCCGCGCACCCCGGCUGGUUCCUGUGCACGUCCCCGCGCGGCCACCAGCCCCUGGCGCUCUGCCGCCACCGCGAUGUCACCUCCAACCUGCUCGACUUCUACUUCCAGCUCUGCUGAGCGCCCCCGGGCCCGCGCGGGGACAGCGGGGACCCGGGGCGGUGGCAUCUUCCUGGGGAGGGUGGCAUCACCCCUAGAACGGUGACAUCUUCAUCUCAGGGUGGUGGCAUCUCCCUGGGGAGGGUGGCAUCACCCCCAGGACGGUGACAUCCCCCUGGAGAGGGUGGCAUCACCCCUAGAGUGGUGACAUCCCGCUGGGGAGGGUGGCAUCACCCCCAGGACGGUGACAUCCCCCUGGAGAGGGUGGCAUCACCCCCAGGACGGUGACAUCCCCCUGGAGAGGGUGGCAUCACCCCCAGGACGGUGACAUCCCCCUGGGGAGGGUGGCAUCUCCAGGCAUCUGUCCCCCAUUCCCUGUCCCCCCGGGUGGUGACACCUUCAUCCCAAGGUGGUGACAUCUUCCUGGAGAGGCUGGCGUGCCCCCCAGCGUGGCGACAUCCUCACCCAGCGAGGGUGACAUCCUCGCUCCUCGGCGACAUCUUCCCCAGGACGGUGACAUCCAUCCCGGACCGUGCCACCCCCCCUUGCUCCGGGGCGGUGCCAUCCCCCUGGGGACAGCGACAUCCGUCCCCCGGUGUGGUGCCACUCCCUCGGGGCGGUGCCAUCCCCCUGGGGACAGCGACAUCGCCCU
Messenger RNA from Melospiza georgiana, 1294 nucleotides. Its product is annotated as interleukin-36 receptor antagonist protein-like. The transcript is spliced from 4 exons. Gene Ontology annotation, molecular function: cytokine activity; interleukin-1 receptor binding. The record is from RefSeq and is a predicted model, not a curated record. Gene Ontology annotation, biological process: inflammatory response to antigenic stimulus; cytokine-mediated signaling pathway; positive regulation of gene expression. NCBI's taxonomy places the organism in Eukaryota, Metazoa, Chordata, Aves, Passeriformes, Passerellidae. The coding region runs from base 1 to 663 and encodes 220 amino acids.